Molecule: messenger RNA, 699 nt
Organism: Aureobasidium namibiae CBS 147.97
Lineage: Eukaryota; Fungi; Ascomycota; Dothideomycetes; Dothideales; Saccotheciaceae
Product: NADH-quinone oxidoreductase
Exons: 3
Coding region: 1-699 (232 amino acids)
Biological process (GO): mitochondrial respiratory chain complex I assembly; electron transport coupled proton transport; aerobic respiration
Molecular function (GO): NADH dehydrogenase (ubiquinone) activity; quinone binding; 4 iron, 4 sulfur cluster binding
Source: RefSeq, a predicted model, not a curated record
AUGUUCGCCGCCACCCGCUCGACAAUGGCCCUGGGCCUGCGCGCCAAGCCUACCGCCGCCCUCAUUCCCUUCGCUCGCGCCGCACCCGUCGCCCUCAUCCACAACUCGUCAACAAAGUCGGCAACCAUGGAGAGACCCGGCCUCGUCAAGGGCAACCCAGGCACCCCGCCACCCAUGAAGAAGGGCAUGCCCACAAACGUCCCUCUUCCCAGCCAGGAGGGCAAGCAGGGUGUCAUGCAAUACGCCUUGACCACCCUUGAUCAAAUCGCCAACUGGGCCCGCCAGGGUUCGCUGUGGCCCAUGACCUUCGGUCUCGCCUGCUGCGCCGUCGAGAUGAUGCACCUGUCAACUCCCCGUUACGACCAAGAUCGCAUGGGUAUCAUUUUCCGUGCCUCGCCCCGUCAAUCCGAUGUCAUGAUUGUCGCCGGUACCCUGACCAACAAGAUGGCUCCCGCCCUUCGCCAGGUCUACGAUCAGAUGCCCGACCCCCGCUGGGUCAUCUCCAUGGGCUCAUGCGCCAACGGUGGCGGUUACUACCACUACUCUUACUCCGUCACCCGCGGCUGUGACCGUAUCGUCCCCGUUGACAUCUACGUCCCCGGUUGCCCGCCCACUGCCGAAGCCCUCAUGUUCGGUAUCUUCCAGCUGCAGAAGAAGAUGAGACACACUAAGAUCACCAGAAUGUGGUACCGCAAGUAA